AUGCCAUUUAUGAAGAAUAUAUUGAAUAUGAGGACGAUUCAGGUAAAAACGUCACUGCUGACCAAAUAAAGGCAAGUAUUAAUUCUAUGAAUGUCUAUUAUUUUCAAGGAAUUUUAUGAGAAAGAAAAAUCGGAAAAACGGCUGCGAGAAAGGAGAAGACUCCAACCUGCGAAUCAAGAACACCAACACUUAUAUAACGUCGGAUUUUUCAAAUGGUGUCCUAAAACAAGAGAUUUCCAGACAGCCGAUGUUCCGACUCAACUUUCAACAUCUUCCUCGGUUUGGAAUGUGCCAGCAACCAACUUUUCCUCUAACUCAGGCUUCGAAAAUUGCUUAUUGCAAAAUAAGUUAUGAAAAACGUUUCAGGACUAUUUCCACAACCUGGACAGCUUCAUGAAAGAGCUAAUAUAGAUCUUGAACCAGUCAUAACGAUGUCAAUGACACCCUUGCAGGUGUUGAAGACAGGAAAUGAAGUGGUUUGCAUAGUUUUUCAUACCUAUAAGUUUUUUUUCCAGAUUUCUUCUUCCAGCUCAAAACCAACAAGAAAGCUUGAGAGCGAUUUCGCAGUAGGCAAGUUUUAAACUGAAUGUGAUUGCAGCCAUGAAAAAGUCCUUUGUUACAUGAAAAAAUGUAAACUUUCCAGGAAAUGAAGAGUUUCAUUCACUUAAGGAAACGGUCAAAAAGCUUCAAAAAGAGGUGACUUUACUAAAGGUCUCAGAUCCAUUUUCCAUCCUUUGGUCAAAUCUUGGGUUUAGGCACUGCUCAACAAGCUCUACAGAAAGGCCUACAGUCCUUUGAAGAAGCCCGCGGUCAAGAUUCGGGCAAGUAGCAGUGUUCGUAUUUUGUUUUGUUAUAUUGUUUCUGACUAACGACAAAAAAUUGCUUUACAGUUUGAACGGCCGUCCACGCGCUUGACUGCUGUUCAACAGUUGGAUUCUAGAGAACGGAUCAGUCACAUCUUCAAACCUCCCGCCAGCCCGAGAUUUAUCGAUAGAAGUGAUCCUUUCCUGUGA
This is a messenger RNA of Caenorhabditis auriculariae, 1013 nucleotides long. NCBI's taxonomy places the organism in Eukaryota, Metazoa, Nematoda, Chromadorea, Rhabditida, Rhabditidae. The record is from the annotation of a GenBank genome assembly.